Molecule: messenger RNA, 1552 nt
Organism: Harmonia axyridis
Lineage: Eukaryota; Metazoa; Arthropoda; Insecta; Coleoptera; Coccinellidae
Product: probable chitinase 10
Exons: 8
Coding region: 86-1522 (478 amino acids)
Cellular component (GO): extracellular region
Molecular function (GO): chitin binding
Source: RefSeq, a predicted model, not a curated record
UAUCUGAUAUAAAAUUUGAUACUCCUGAUAUUUUUUCAAUAUAAAACAUUGUUGAUAUUGGCAAGAAAAUCAGUUUGGUGAGAAAAUGAUUGGGCAUAUUGCAAUUGUGGUGAUUUUAGCAACUUCGGUUGCUUCAUUGGAUGUUAAGGUUCAGGAUGUGGACUGUGGAGUAGUAGGCCAGUUGAUCCCGGAUCCUAAAAACUGCAGUAGAUUUUAUGAAUGCACCUUCAGUGGUUGGGUUGGAUUAUUCUGUUAUCCUGGACUGCAAUUCAAUCCAGCAACUCAAGAGUGUGACUUGGCCGAAAAUGUCCAAUGUGAAAUUGAUCUCAAUACAAAAUUGACAAAUCUAGAGCCAUGUCAGAAAGUAGACCAAUUGAAACCCGAUGUUAAAAACUGCAGUAGAUUCUACGAAUGUACCCUGGCUGGUUGGGUGGGAGAAGCUUGCAAUCCCGGUCUUGAAUUUAAUCCUGACACUCUCCAGUGUGAUUACCCAGCAAAUGUGAAGUGCGCUACUGAAAAUACUAAAUAUGAUGUAGACUGUGGAGUAGUAGGCCAAUUGAUCCCGGAUCCUAAAAACUGCAGCAGAUUUUAUGAAUGUACCUACAGUGGUUGGGUUGGAUUAUUCUGUUAUCCUGGACUGCAAUUCAAUCCAGCAACUCAAGAGUGUGAUUUGGCCGAAAAUGUCCAAUGUGAAAUUGAUCUCAAUACAAAAUUAACAAAUCUAGAACCAUGUCAGAAAGUGGACCAAUUGAAACCCGAUGUUAAAAACUGCAGUAGAUUCUACGAAUGUACCCUUGCUGGUUGGGUGGGAGAAGCUUGCAAUCCCGGUCUUGAAUUUAAUCCUGACACUCUCCAGUGUGAUUACCCAGCAAAUGUGAAGUGCGCUACUGAAAAUACUAAAUAUGUGAAUCUAGAGCCAUGUCAGAAAGUGGACCAAUUGAAACCCGAUGUUAAAAACUGCAGUAGAUUCUACGAAUGUACCCUUGCUGGUUGGGUGGGAGAAGCUUGCAAUCCUGGUCUUGAAUUUAAUCCUGACACUCUCCAGUGUGAUUACCCAGCAAAUGUGAAGUGCGCUACUGAAAAUACUAAACAUGAUAUUGAACUGGAGCCAUGUUUAGAAGUAGACCAGUUGAUCCCAGAUCCCAAGAACUGCAGCAGGUUCUAUGAAUGCACUCUCAAUGGUUGGGUUGGUUUAUUCUGUUAUCCUGGAUUAGAGUUCAAUCCAAAAACUCUACAGUGUGACUACCCCGAAAAUGUUCAGUGUACAAAUGAAUCACGUGUGAAAAUUUCACGUGAGGAACAAGCAAAACUAGAAUAUUCGAAGAAUAUUCAAAAAAUAAUAAAAAACCAACAACCCUCUUGUACUUCAAAUAACUAUGAUGAAUUGUUUCCUGAUCCUUCAAACUGUGGAAGAUUUCUGGAAUGUUCAAGCUUAGGAUUAGUUUCUAUGCCUUGUCCUGAUGGUUUAUUUUUCAAUCGGCAAACUAAGUUAUGUGAUUACGCGUGGAAAGUAGAAUGCUAAUGAUGAAUAUGAAUAAAUCAGUUUACUAAG